This is a messenger RNA of Ziziphus jujuba (common jujube), 1750 nucleotides long. RefSeq lists its product as uncharacterized. The coding region runs from base 483 to 1385 and encodes 300 amino acids. The transcript is spliced from 6 exons. NCBI's taxonomy places the organism in Eukaryota, Viridiplantae, Streptophyta, Magnoliopsida, Rosales, Rhamnaceae. The record is from RefSeq and is a predicted model, not a curated record. Gene Ontology annotation, molecular function: phosphoprotein phosphatase activity.
UUUUUUUUUUUUUUUUGAACUUUCUUCACGACCCACUCUCGCUUUCAGCGCGUGCUUCCACUUUCCAUCUCUUUGCCUUAAACACCUAUUUCUGGACAACCUUCCCGACCUCCAAGCCCACAAAAUUUCGCCCACUCGCUCACUGAGCGUGCGGACAAUCAGCACUCCCCCCAAAACCACACACUCUCUCUCUCUCUCUCUUUCUCUUUCUCUCUCUAGACUUCGUCGAAGAAGCUCCAUCGCCGAGAAAACUAGGAAGAGAUAGAGAGAGAUAGAGAGAGAGACAGAGACAGAGAGUUUUUUGAUUGGUUUUCGAGAAAAUUAUAAUCCAUAAAUUAUUUAAAAAAAAAAAAAAAAAAAACACCAAGCUGUGAGGAAGAGGUACACGUUAACAGCGUGCGCACCAUAGGCGCAUCCUAAUUUUUGUCAUCGCUAUCUCUGGUAUCAGCAUCGUCGUCGUCGUGUUUGAGUCGGCCAAAUCAAUGGCUGAGUUGACUCAGGGCGAGGUGGCUUACUCGCCGAGAACUCUGCAAGUAUGGAGAGCUCUACUGAACUGGUUGGGCUUCUUCUUCCAGAUCUUCCUUCAGAUCCUUAGAGCUCUGGGUCACCUCCCUCUGCUCUCUUCUUCUUCUUCCUCUUCUUCUUCACCUUCUUUCAAGCCCUUGCCGGUCGUCGAGCUGCCGGAGCUCGAUUCUUCCGCCGCCUCCACCGUCGAUAUCACCGACGUUAAAGAUUCCGUCUCCGACGACCCCAUAGACAGGCUCAAGGUUGUGCUCGACUUGGAUGAGACUCUGGUUUGUGCAUAUGAGACUUCAAGCUUGCCUCCUGGUGUUCGAAAUCAAGCAACAGAAGCUGGGUUGAAUUGGUUUGAGCUUGAAUGCAUUUCUUCAGAUAAGGAAUCUGAUGGAAAACCAAAGGUCAAUUAUGUUACUGUUUUCGAGCGUCCGGGGUUGCACGAAUUCUUGAAACAACUCAGUGAAUUCGCUGAUCUUGUUCUGUUUACUGCUGGUCUUGAAGGUUAUGCCAGACCACUUGUUGACAAAAUAGAUGCAGAAAACCGAUUCAUUCUUCGACUUUAUCGGCCAUCAACAACUAGCACAGAAUAUCGUGAGCAUGUUAAGGAUCUCUCCUGCAUAACAAAGGAUAUGUGUCGAAUAGUAAUUGUUGACAACAAUCCUUUCAGCUUCUUGCUGCAGCCAGUAAACGGAAUUCCAUGCAUUCCAUUUUCUGCUGGGCAACCGCAUGACACCCAGCUUUUGGAUGUCCUUCUUCCCCUCAUCAAGCAACUAUCUGAGCAGAAAGACGUUAGGCCUGCACUCUAUGAUAGGUUCCACAUGCCUGAAUGGUUUCAAAAGCAAGGAAUUCCUUCACCCGGUUGGACAUAGGAAGUAAAGGUAGAGAGGGAAAAUUCCACUCUUCUUGUGCAAACCCCGUUAAAUGUUCUGUUCAAACGCAGCAUGUCCUCGUUAGACUCUAGCUUCUGUACAGCAUCAAUUUGUUCCAGUUCAGUUCAGUUCACUUCAGUGCAGAUGUUGGUGAAAACCAUAUUUCUUUAGUUUUAUCAAAAGGUUUAGAUGCUGCAUCUUAUGGUUAUAUAGGCACACCAUUUACGUAUUUAUACAUUUGUUGGAAAAAAAUCUCUGAUUCAUGUGUAACUUUGUUUAUAGGCUUGCAGUUCUCUUCUAUGUUUUUAUAUCUUGUUGUAACUUUUUAAAAUUGUAUCAAGAAUCACUAGCAUUUUAUACGUUCA